This is a messenger RNA of Epithele typhae, 1662 nucleotides long. RefSeq lists its product as uncharacterized. The transcript is spliced from 2 exons. The coding region runs from base 1 to 1662 and encodes 553 amino acids. The record is from RefSeq and is a predicted model, not a curated record. NCBI's taxonomy places the organism in Eukaryota, Fungi, Basidiomycota, Agaricomycetes, Polyporales, Epitheliaceae.
AUGCUUCCUAUCGAACGCUGUCCCGUAGAAGUCUUCACUGAGAUCAUUCAUUACCUGGUUCAUUUUGAAUCUCCUGCCAAGAGGCUUUGUCUUCUGCUCGUAUCCAAAGCGUGGCGGGAUGCCAUCUUGAACACAAAGUCGUUCUGGAGCACGAUCCACCUCCGAGGAGAUAACGGCGAGAAGCAGUGGCUCCAGUUGUCUCUCGACAAAGCUCAUGGUGCUUCCCUCCAUAUCCAUAUCAACUUCGACCACAUCCCUCACCUGGAUUUCACAACCUUCCUCCACCACGCUUCCAACAUACAGUCGUUGACAUUGACAUACCUAUUCAGAUGGCACCUGCACGCUCUCAAUACGUUUCUCUCCUCCGACACAUUCCCUUCUUUGAAGAAGUUGAGCGUGGAGGGGGCUGAGGACGCCUGUUGGAAACAGGUCUCCAGAGAGGCUGCGCCAGUGAAGCGCCUUGUUCUGAACAGGACGAACAUCCCAUCCCUCGAGACACUGCACUUGACUGAGCUCAAUCACCUCGCUGAUCCAUCUUUCUUUGAGCACCUUCGGGUGCUUUCGCUUUCCCGCCCCGGAAUGGUUGAUUCCUUUACGGACUUCAUGAACACCCUCCGCGCAAUGACGCACCUCCGAUCUCUCGAGUUCGGCAGCCUCCACGUCAGCCCAGACGCUCUUUCCUGGGAUCAUCCAAGCCCCGUCACUCUGCCGUCGCUCACGCAUUUCAAGAUAUGCGACAGUACCCCGUUCGAGCUCACCACACUAUUUUCCUACCUUUUCAUCCCUCGCGCGACCAACGUCGACAUCCAUUACCUCGCCAGUGUCGACGCCCAUGGCCGCCAGGACGUCGGCGGUCAUCCGACCCGCAUCGCGGACAUCCUUCCUUCCCUGCGCGGCACCAAUGUCCUCCCGAUGCUUUCGUCGCUCACGGAUAUCGCCCUCGUCUUCCAAGAGUUCCGCUGCCAGAUCUGGGGCAGUAGUCCGGGGCACCAGCACUCGAUCAACGUCUCAUACGAAGUCAAGACUCCCCCCGAGACUGCGGCGGCGCGAGUCCGCGACUUCGUGGUCCGAGACCUCGCCGAUAUCGUCCGCGACUGCCCUGCCGUGACACACAUUGAGGUCUCCCCGGCCUUCACCCUUACCACCCACCAAUGGCGGACGCUCCUAGGCCAGCUCCCGCGCCUCAAGGAGCUCUGCUUCGAAGGGUGCGGCCCGCUCGUACCGCUGUGGACCGCCCUCGACCCGGGAAGGAGGUCCGCCGCCGACGAAGACGUGCUGUGCCCCGCCCUGCGCGCGGUCGCGCUGCGCGAUUGCACCCCGACGCGGAGCCCAUGGGAGCACGAGGCGCUGAGGCGCAAGGGAAUCAUCGUCACCCCGCCAGCGCCCCGGAUCGAGCUCUGCGUCGACGCGCUCUCGAACAUGCUGCGGGCGCGCGCAGAGCGCGGGGUGUCCGUCGCCAAGCUCGCGUACGUCGCGGCGCCGCGGAUGAGGGAGCUGGAGGAGUUCCGGACGGUGUGGCGAGGGGAGCACACGGCUGCGCUUGCGGAGCACGUCGCGGACGUGGAGAUCAAGACGAUGUACAAGGAGAUAGAGGGGGACGAGGCAGAAGCUACGUGGAGAGGGGGAUAUACACAGAGGUGCCAUAGGAGUACGACUUCUUAA